AUGCCUGCAAAAGCAAGCUCAAAGAAGGCUUCUAAAAAGUCUAUUUCCAAGGCUCAGGAUGAGCUAUGUGCUGAGAUGGAAUCGACUGCGGGACGCACCGCAAGUGGUCGCAAACGCCGACCGACUGAAAGAGAGACCUACAGAUUACUAGAAGCUCGUCAAGGCGAAAACCGCCAACAUGACUUCAAUGCAACAAUGGAGAAACACAAAUUAAAGGUACUGCGUGCUGCAUACCAAAAAAAUCCGGAGGAGUUCCACGACGAGCCUGCGGAGCUCCUCAGUGAUAUGGACAUCGAAGAAGAAAAAAUGUUCUUGCAUCGCUAUGUACCUACAAAGGUAACUAAGCCGCAGGCGCUCAUGUACAGUACGAGCAAAACUCCUCCCGCUGUCUUGGCCCCAAAGUCUUUCAGUAAGGACCGCUUCAGCACUGCCUCAGCUCCAACACCCAUCACUUCUGCAAUUGUCACGUCCUCCAGUGAGGAUGGCGAGCAUGCUGAUGACAACGAGGAUGAACACAAAUUGACCGACAUUGAAUCUGUUUGCAGUGCUCAUCACACUGGAGACCUUCGCCACAAAGCAGUGGUCGAUGAUAUUUCACCACGGGUUGUCAGGACCAAGCACCAACUGCAGGACAGUGACGAAGAAACCAAGCCGCUAAAAUUCCAUAAAGCUUUGGACAGAUCACACCAACGAUUAAAGGCCGGCGAUUUCGAUAAGGUCACACAGGAUUUGCUGGCCAUUGCCGUGUCUAUCUAUCGCUGUCUAGUCGUGACACGGGAACCUUUUCCUCAGACUCUUAUCAGCGAGACACUACUAGCCAAGGAGGCCUGGCGAGAGGCAUCUAAAUUGGCAGGGCUUACGAUUCAACUAACUCCUUCGUUGGUCAAAUUGAUGACGAGGCGCACUUCACAAGUGCGCGGGGAGCUCAAAAGUAAGAUGCGCACACUUACAGCAUCAUUCUUUGGCUUCCGCACAAGCCAAUCUAUAGCGGCUAUGACACACAAUCGCGACCUAGCUGAAUCUCUGAAGGAUGGGACGUGUUUCGUUUUCAAGGACUGGGAGAAGAGAAGCGGGAUUUACAAGACUGGGUUGAUACAGUCAGUGGUGAACGACAUGUGGUUUGCGAACCGCAAUGAUGAGGGUGUGAUUUACAAUAAAUAUUUCGACCCUUUACCAGUUGAACUUCUUGCACUUAUUCUCACAGCGAUUGAAUGUUGCCUUCACGAGUGGAUAACCGGGGUGAAGGAAGACAUAAAAUUCUUGUCAACAGCUUAUACUCCGGCCUACCUGGUCCAUCUCAGCUCAUUACAGCGGUUUGACGAGUGCACCUCACAUUACAAACUACUCAAGAAAAUUGGUGUCGAUAUCCUUGACGUUGCUUGGUUCCAUGCUGGGGUGAAUUCACUGGCAGCACACGCAACUUCCGUUGGCUUCACAGAUGAGAUAUUUGACGACGCGAUUCAAGAGUUUGAAGCUGAGGCUAGAGAAGCCCGAGAGGAGCGCCAGGGAAGUGUGCCACCGGGUAGUCUUUGA
This is a messenger RNA of Suillus fuscotomentosus, 1533 nucleotides long. RefSeq lists its product as uncharacterized. The record is from RefSeq and is a predicted model, not a curated record. The transcript is spliced from 8 exons. Lineage: Eukaryota; Fungi; Basidiomycota; Agaricomycetes; Boletales; Suillaceae. The coding region runs from base 1 to 1533 and encodes 510 amino acids.